AUGAUGAAAACAUUCCCACAGAUACCCGUAGAUAUGGUAGCAAAUGUGAUGCUCGCAGCUGCGGAAGAACACACUGGCGAUACAAAUACCCACACAGUGUACCAUGUUGGCUCAUCUCGUCGCAACCCGAUGACAUUAAAACAGUUUCGAGACGUCGUGAUUCGUUAUUUUCUCGAAAGCCCUUUGAUCGGACACAAAAGCAUGCCCAUAGUCGCCUCCAACGUUAAGAUCCUAUCUUCUAUGACUUUGGUCACUCUCUACAUGUUCCUUCGUCAUAAAUUACCUUUACAGAUAUUGCGAUUGGCAAGUAUGAUUUGCCCAUGGCGAUAUGGAGAUGAGUAUAUACACAAGAGUCGCAAAGUGAAGACGAUAAUGAGAUUGGUGGAACUAUACAAGCAUUAUGCACUCGUCAAGCUCGUAUUUGACGAUAAAAAUGUCGAGAAACUACGAAUCAAAAGAAAGAAUGUAACCAAAGAGAUGGGAGUAUCUUUAGGCAUCGACCCCAAAUGCAUUGAUUGGGAAGACUAUUUCAUGGCUACGCAUAUCCCAGGCCUCAUUACUCACGUACUCGAAGAACAAACUACAAAUAAAAAGUAUUAUUAA
Molecule: messenger RNA, 603 nt
Organism: Thlaspi arvense
Lineage: Eukaryota; Viridiplantae; Streptophyta; Magnoliopsida; Brassicales; Brassicaceae
Source: the annotation of a GenBank genome assembly